Molecule: messenger RNA, 2433 nt
Organism: Bufo bufo (common toad)
Lineage: Eukaryota; Metazoa; Chordata; Amphibia; Anura; Bufonidae
Product: cadherin-8-like
Exons: 11
Coding region: 1-2433 (810 amino acids)
Biological process (GO): synaptic transmission, glutamatergic; cell morphogenesis; multicellular organism development
Cellular component (GO): catenin complex; synaptic cleft; plasma membrane
Molecular function (GO): cadherin binding; calcium ion binding
Source: RefSeq, a predicted model, not a curated record
AUGUUGUCCGUGUUCCCUACAACUUGCGUUACGAUGCCAGAAAGACUUAGGGAAACGUUCAUGGAUGUUUGGACUCCAUUCUUCAUAUUAUGGAUUGCUGUUCUUCCUCAUGUCUAUAUGGCUCCAAGGAAUGAAUCCUAUGUACUCUCCACCGAAGCCACCACGGAACUUACUGGAAUCAUGGAUGAACAGAGAGUAUUAAACAGAUCCAAGAGAGGCUGGGUGUGGAAUCAAAUGUUCGUGCUGGAAGAGUUUUCUGGACCUGAACCAAUACUAGUUGGACGACUUCACACAGACUUGGAUCCUGCGGUCAGCAGAAUCAAGUAUAUCCUCUCUGGAGAAGGAGCUGGUACAAUCUUCGUGAUCAAUGACAAUACCGGAGAUAUUCAUGCGAUGAAAAGGCUUGAUCGGGAGGAGAAAGCGGAGUACACCCUGACGGCCCAGGCUGUGGAUAGGGACACAAGUAAACCUCUGGAGCCCCCUUCAGAAUUCAUAAUCAAGGUCCAGGACAUUAAUGAUAACGCCCCGGAGUUCCUGAAUGGACCGUACCGUGCCAACGUUCCUGAGAUGUCGCUUGUGGGUACAUCAGUUACCAGGGUAACAGCAACAGAUGCCGAUGACCCAGUGUAUGGAAACAGCGCAAAAUUGGUUUACAGCAUAUUGGAAGGCCAACCUUAUUUUUCUAUUGAUCCUCAUACGGCCACCAUUAAGACGGCCCUUUCUAACAUGGACAGAGAAGCCAGAGAAGAAUAUCUUGUUGUCAUUCAAGCCAAGGACAUGGGUGGACACAUGGGUGGACUUUCUGGAACCACAACAGUUACUGUUACUCUGACUGAUGUCAAUGAUAAUCCUCCAAAGUUUGCAAUGAGUCAGUAUCAGUUUGUAAUCCCAGAAGACAUUGCCAUUGGUGAUCCAAUUGGAAGAGUGAAGGCAAAUGACAGAGACAUUGGAGAAAAUGCUAGAUCAUCUUUCGACAUCAUUGAUGGUGAUGGGAGAGACAUAUUUGAAAUCACUACAGACUCCCAGACACAGGAAGGUGUUGUUCGACUGCGAAAGCCUCUGGACUUCGAGAGCAAAAAAUCCUAUAUACUGAAGGUAGAAGCUGUCAAUACUCAUAUCGAUCCACAUUUCAUCAGUGGGGUACCUUUCAAAGAUACCGCAACAGUCAAAGUUACAGUGGAGGAUGCAGACGAGCCACCAGUGUUUUCAUCACCUACUUAUCUUCUGGAAGUACAUGAAAAUGCUGCCAUUAACGGUGUCAUUGGCCAGGUUUCAGCUCGAGACCCUGAUUCAACUUCAAGUCCCAUAAGGUUUUCUAUCGACCGGCAUACAGAUCUUGACCGUCAAUUUAAUAUUAAUGCAGACGAUGGCAAAAUAACUUUGGCCACGGCAUUAGACAGAGAGACGACAAUGUGGCAUAACAUCACAGUGGUGGCAACAGAGACUAGAAACCACAGUCAAAUAUCAAGAGUGCAAGUUGCAAUCAAGGUUCUUGAUGUUAAUGACAAUGCUCCCGAAUUUGCCACAGAUUAUGAAGCUUUUCUGUGUGAGAAUGGUAAACCCGGACAGAUUAUCCAGACUGUCAGUGCCAUUGACAAGGACGACCCAAGAAAUGGACACUACUUCUUUUAUAGUCUUCUACCGGAAAUGGCUAAUAAUCCAAAUUUCACCAUCAAGAACAAUGACGAUAAUUCCCUUAGCAUAUUGGCAAGGCAUAAUGGAUUUAAUCGACUGAAGCAAGAAGUUUACCUGUUACCGAUUAUAAUAAGUGACAGUGGCAAUCCUCCAAUGAGCAGUACCAGCACCCUUACUAUACGGGUCUGUGGCUGUAGCAGUGAUGGAGUGGUGCAAUCCUGCAAUGCGGAAGCCUACGUUCUGCCAAUUGGACUCAGUAUGGGGGCUUUAAUAGCUAUUCUGGCCUGUAUUGUGCUGCUACUAGUCAUUGUUGUCCUAUUUGUCACACUUCGAAGACACAAAAAUGAGCCGCUUAUUAUUAAGGAUGACGAAGACGUUCGUGAAAAUAUAAUCCGCUACGAUGAUGAAGGAGGAGGAGAAGAAGAUACAGAGGCUUUUGAUAUUGCAACAUUACAAAAUCCUGAUGGAAUAAAUGGCUAUUUACCUCGCAAGGAUAUCAAGCCUGAUUUUCAGUUCAUGCCUCGGCAAGGUCAUACGUCUACUCCCAAUGGUGUUGACGUGGAUGAAUUUAUUAACGUGAGGCUCCAUGAAGCCGACAAUGAUCCCACUGCCCCACCAUACGACUCAAUCCAGAUUUAUGGUUAUGAAGGGCGAGGAUCAGUGGCUGGUUCUCUAAGCUCGUUGGAGUCAUCAACAUCAGACUCAGAUCAAAAUUUUGACUACCUCAGUGAUUGGGGUCCUCGUUUUAAAAGACUUGGAGAACUUUACUCAGUUGGAGAAAGUGACAGAGAAACUUGA